Molecule: messenger RNA, 3905 nt
Organism: Cucurbita maxima (winter squash)
Lineage: Eukaryota; Viridiplantae; Streptophyta; Magnoliopsida; Cucurbitales; Cucurbitaceae
Product: histidine-containing phosphotransfer protein 4
Exons: 14
Coding region: 3252-3704 (150 amino acids)
Biological process (GO): phosphorylation; phosphorelay signal transduction system; cytokinin-activated signaling pathway
Cellular component (GO): cytoplasm; nucleus
Molecular function (GO): histidine phosphotransfer kinase activity; protein histidine kinase binding
Source: RefSeq, a predicted model, not a curated record
AGUUACGACUUUCCAGUCGACGCGUCGAUUUUCCGUUGAAUAGCGACAUGUCGUGCACUCGUGAUAAAGAAACGGAGAGGGUAGAAUGGUCAUCUUCUUAAAUAUUGCGCGCGAUCGAAAGCACGUACUUCCGAGUUUGAGCCCUGUUUCGCUACCUGUACUAUGGUUUAGUUUUCAUUCAGCUCCUCGCAUUUUGCGUAUGAUCGCAUCUCACUGAGGUGAGGACAUCUUGUUCAAGAACUUCCAUGAAUUAUUAGCAGAAGAGUGGGUUAGAGGGGGCUCGGACAGUGGUCAGAAUGGACGGUGGAAAAUUGCAUUGACAAAGUCUUCUGAGAGGGUUGAUGACGCUUUCAAGGACGAGACUCUAGCACCCUAAUCGGUUGGAUCUACAGCUUUGGUUGUUCUUCUGUCAGUUUGCCAGAUUAUUGUUGCCAACUAUGGUGAUUCAAUGCUCUGUUGUCAGAGUCAAGCCAUCCCCUUGACGGUUGACCAAAAGUUAUGAAUAGGUUGGAGUUGGAACUAGAUGAUGAAGGCUGUUGUGGGGUUCAGUGGGCUUACACUUAUUGUGUAUAAUUCUGUCGACAUAAUUUCUAUCUUUGGCUUGCUCGUACCCUAUUGAGUUAUUGCUCCAUUUCUGAAAUUGGUAAAUUAGUGGGCCAGAAGAAUAUGAUAGACUGGUUAAGGGAGGAGUGCGGAUUCUGUUUGUGGGCUUCCCUAGGGUCGAAGGAGUAUUGACUAUGACCAGGGCAAUAGGACUGAAGAAGACGAGUGUUCGAUUCUGGCUAGUGAUGGAGUAUGGGAUAUCUUGUCUGAUGAUGAUGUGAUGAAGAGGCUUGCAGCAUACUGAGGAGGCAACACAGAAAGUUGGCGUUUGGUGGAGCUCAUGAUGGAAUUUAUCCAGCACAAUAUGCUGCAAAUCAAAUCCGCAAUGUGUUCAGUCAUUUGAGUGGUGACAACAUCUCAGUUUCUGUAAUUGACCUAAAGCACCAAAUCAAGGAGCGCCAACCUGAACGGUGAACGUAGUAUCGACAUACAGGUUGGCUGGGCAGAAGUAUGUGAUCUUUUCUAUAAACUGGACAUACACUUCAGCUGUAGUUAAAUAAUUAUACAAACUCUGCAGCUCCUUUACCUUAUCUAUUCUAGUUUGUUAGAGAGGCUUGCCGUGUAUUUUUCUAUAUACCUAGUUUCAACCCUGUAUACUAUUUUUGCAUGCAAUUAUGCAUCUACCUUACCCAAGUUCUCUUCACCUUAGAAACCCUACUAACUAAAAUGAAUUUUCCGAUUUCAUGAAACAAUUAGCAAACUUCUUACAUGGAACGUGUGUAAUCAAUAUAUGUAUAUAGGUAACGCCGUACAUAGUUUCAAGUUAUUGUGUGUUAAAUUUUGUCUAACUUUGUCUCUACUCAGAUGAAUGCGUAGUACUGGGAUUCUUUCUGUUUUAGGUUACUUCGAGGACUUGGAUGGGCUUAUUUGGAUAACACUUUGGCGAAUGGAGAUAAAGCUACCCAUAGUGGAGAAUGCUGCUUUCAAUAAUUUCGUAUUUCCAAGGAACGGAUUCUUAUGAGGAUGAACAGAAUUGAUGCUUCAAAAGGAGGAAUAUCUGUGUAAAGCUCACUGAGAAAGCAACCUUAAAGGUAAGCCUCUAUAUGAUUGCAACCAACACGCACAAGUUUGGAUUAUUCUCAAUGAACACAUUCUCGAUUAGGAAAGGUACAAACGUAUUCUCUUUUUUGUUAUAUCCGCUCUCUUGAGCUGCCCAUUAAGCAACUAAUUCUCUGAGGUGGCAAUGUUUAUGCUUUCUUGAAUUAGGACGAUGGCAUCAAAGCCAGAUUUUAAAAUUAUAGUGGUUCCUUUCUUGCCGGGUAAUUGAUGGGUCUUAGCAGUGCAACAUUUGUAAUACGUCUCAGAGAAUCUAGAGGGCAUGUCCUGUAGGAGUGUCUGCAAGUUCGAUUUGAGACAGUAUUUUGUAGGCUUUCGGAGUGCAUAUGAUAGAGGUCUUGUUUGGAGGGAGGUGGUGUUGUUUCAUCCUCCCUCAUAAGCUAGGGGUAGAUCUCUAGUGUGUGCCUUAUUUUUAAGUCUAAUGGAGGGUUUUGGGCAUUUGUGAUUGUAACUAAGAACAGUGACUAUCUUCUCUUUUGUUCUUAUUCAUUGGACUGAUCUUUCUUUUUCUCUCUGGAGUCUUUUAUGUAAUUUUUGUAGGUAGUUAGCUUUGUAUUAUGACUCUUUUACCUUUUUUAUUAUACAAUUAUUAUUUUCCUCUUAUGUUGUGUCUUUUAUCAGGAGUAUUUUUACGAUUUCUCCUUAUUCCUUUUACACAAGAAAGACAUAGAUCUUUUAGUCGUUACAGAUUUAUGUCAUACUCUAAUGAACAACCGGAAAGAUUGAUAAUACAAGUAAGAGAUUGAUUACUGUCCAGGGUGGGAUUCUUAUCGACAUAGGAGGGACAGUGAUGGAAAAAGAGAAUCACAAUCUAUGCCACGAAAAAAAAGGAAAAACAAAAAAUAUGAGUAUAUAUAUGUAAACACAUAGCCUUAUUCUGAUCCCACUUCACCCACCACACCCACACAUAUCACUAGCUUUUUCCUGUUAACUCUUUUAAUAAAGCAUUUGAUGUGACCAAGCAUUUGAGAAUGAGAAAGAGAGAGAGAAGGGGUUGUGUGUGUAGCUUAGCUUCGAGAGAGAGCACUGCACAAACAUCUUUCUGCUGUACAUGCACUUCUUAUCUCACUUGGUAUAUUUAUGGCAGAGGAAUGUAAAGGUGGAAUCUCUUCCCCUGAACACUUGACAUUUCCCACUUUUUAACAUUACAUCUGUCUAAAAUUACAGGUGAGAGAUGGAAGAGUAAAAGACGUGACAAGGACCAUUGCCUGCAAACGUACUGAGCUUCUCAUGUCAAUCAUUGGUCUAUUUUUUAGGAGUCCCGAAUUUUGUACCAGCAGUUCCUGCAUGGUUUUAAGCAGGGAUUUAUAACUUUCAAUUAAAAUGUGACCAAGUUGAUCCAAUUAUCGUUAAGGAUGCUCGAGAAGUUCCCUGUUCUUUAAUCCUCUUUCCCAAGGCAAUCAGGUCCACACAUCACAUACUUGCAUUGUCAUCAUCUCCUGUUCCCUUUUCCCACAGCUAUCCCAUCUCCCUUUUCCCUCACUAUAUAAACUCCCUUCCAACCCUUUCUUAAUGGUAUACCUCAACCGCCUUUAACCACUCAUUUCCUUUCCUCAUAAACCUUCAUUUUCCCCUCAUUCCCACUUCCUGAAAUGGAGAAAACACAAUUGCGUAGGCAGCUAGCCAACAUCAGGCAGUCCCUCUUUGAUCAGGGCUUUCUUGAUGAACAAUUCGUGCAAUUGGAGGAACUGCAAGAUGAUGCUAAUCCAAACUUCGUGGAGGAAAUUGUUACAUUGUAUUACAGAGACUCAUCCAGGCUGAUAGUCAGCAUAGAGCAAGCACUACAGAAGAGCCCUCUGGACUUCAAUAAGUUGGAUGCUCUUAUGCACCAAUUCAAAGGAAGUAGCUCAAGUAUUGGAGCCAAAAAGGUGAAAGCUGAGUGCACACAGUUGAGGGAAUAUUGCAGGGCAGGAAGUGGAGAAGGAUGCUUAAGGACAUUCCAACAACUGAAGAAGGAAUAUACAACUCUGAGGAAGAAGCUUGAAGCCUACUUUCAGCUGGCAAGACAAGCUGGGCCCAUUGAUUCUGCCUGUCGGCCCAAGUAAUCCACACGUGGAUGACAAAUGGAUGACAAGUGGACGACAAAGCUGAUGUGGCAAGAUGUUAUUGGAACUUUUAUAUGUUUCCUAAUGUUAUGUAAGCUCCACUUAUGGAUUGGAGCAGCCUGCCUGUGGGGGCUAUGGGCUGCUUUUGUUUUUGGGUGUAGUUCAUGAAUGCAAUUUUAAUUCAAGUUUUGGUUCCUGUGU